Molecule: messenger RNA, 5644 nt
Organism: Cercospora beticola
Lineage: Eukaryota; Fungi; Ascomycota; Dothideomycetes; Mycosphaerellales; Mycosphaerellaceae
Gene: CHD1
Product: chromatin-remodeling ATPase CHD1
Biological process (GO): regulation of transcription by RNA polymerase II; nucleosome organization
Cellular component (GO): nucleus; chromatin
Molecular function (GO): ATP binding; histone binding; ATP hydrolysis activity
Source: RefSeq, a predicted model, not a curated record
GAUCCGGGCGGAGCAGACGCGGUUCCUCGACGCAGUAGAAGUACACUACGACUACCAGAACAACAUCAUCUCUUCACGACGCAAACAGCAGUGCGACGCCGUUCUUGGCUGGACGCCGGCCGUCAUUUUCCAUUGUCCCACGAUCGGCUCCCAAUUGUUGGCCUGACGCCCCGACUCCCGGCUCAGGCAUCCGCUCCGUCCAGCGUUCUCGGUCUUCAGAACGAGCGUGCACACAUUCACUUCACCCAGACCAGACCACCUCCCACACUCCCUCCCUGUUAUUGCUGCCGCCGAGGCCAGUGCAGCCAUGGCCUCGGCUUCCAUUCAUGUUCCUACACAUCCAAAGCCCUCUCACGAUAUCUCCAUGGCGAAUGGGCACACAGAUAAUGUCGAUGGAGACCUCUUGAAACCACCUGCCCAGCCACGCCGAAGCGAGAGCGAAAUUUCCGACACGAAUGACUUUCCCACCGCCAUGGACUCACCCGACGCCGCGAACGAGGGCAUGUUCUCCGAUGAUGAUGCUGUGCACGAUAUGGCUACUUCAGAACUCGAUGAAGAUGAGGACGCGCCUGGGGAAGAAGACGCAGAUUUUGACAUGGAGAGUCCUCGGCCCAGGCAAGACGACGCGCAUGCACACGACAGAUCAUCGUCCGAACCCUCUUCGAGACCUGGGAAACGAAAAGCGGAUGUGGACGACGAGGAAUACAUGAAACAGAAUCCCGAGCUCUAUGGGCUUCGACGCAGCGGCCGAGCUCGACCAGCUAGACGUGUGGUCGACAGCUCUGAUGAGGAAGAGGAUGACGACGAUGAAGAUGCCGUCAACACCGGCAGCCGGCGGAAACGCCAAAAGACCGCCCCCGCCAGACCAGCUUCCAUUCGGGAAUCAUCGCGUGCCGCUACAUCAGACGUCUCAGACUCAGAUCAGGACACCUAUGGCGGUCAGCGCGGCCGCACGUUUGCGAAAAAGCACAGGCAAAAGAUGCAGGACAUCGCCUCUGGCUCAGGUACACCUAACCUGGGCGAGGUGCGCUUCUCGUCACGUCGCGCAGCAAAAGUCACAACCUACAACGAGGACGAGAAUUUCGAUGAGUUCGAAGAGGAUGAUACGGAGAACUUGACGCCGAACUACUGGACUUACGCAGAAGAGGAUAACACGCCGGCGAUCGAUGCCAUCCUCAAUCAUCGUGUGAUAGAGGGAGUUGAGACUGAGCUUCCUGACAAGCAUGACUACGAAUUCUACAUCAAAUGGCAAGGCAAAGCACAUUACCAUGCAACGUGGCAUACAUGGAAAGAGCUCGCCGAAUCUGGCUACAAAGGCUUCCGUCGACUAGAGAACUAUUUCCGCAAGAUUGUCAAGAUCGAACAGCAGGUCAAGACCGAUCCCGAUGUCGCCGCCGAAGACAAGGAGCGAUGGAACCUCGACCGCGAAUCAUACCUGGACUCUCUUAAUGACUACGUGCAAGUUGAGCGCGUAAUCGGUUCAAGAGACGGUGACGAUGGCGUCGAAUACUUCGUCAAGUGGAAGAGCUUGUUCUACGAUGCAUGCACAUGGGAGACUGCCGAACUGAUCAGCAGCAUAGCGCAGACGGAGAUUGAUCGGUACCUCGAUCGCUCUGCUAAGCUCCCAGUGUCGGACAAGUCCGAGCAAAGCCUCAGCACCCGCUCGCCGUACAAACCAUUCCGAGUGCAGCCCUCCUACAUCAAGGGUGGCGAGCUGCGAGAGUUCCAGAUACAUGGCCUGAACUUCUUGGCUCAUCACUGGUGCAGAGGCAACAACGUCAUUCUGGCAGAUGAGAUGGGUCUCGGCAAGACCGUGCAGACGGUAUCGUUCAUGAACUGGCUUCGACACGAUCGGCGUCAGCAAGGACCAUUCAUUGUGGUUGUGCCUCUGUCGACUAUGCCAGCUUGGGCAGACACUUUCAACAACUGGACGCCUGACUUGAACUACGUCGUCUACAACGGCAAUGAAGCUGCUCGAAAGAUCAUCCGCGAGUACGAACUUCUCGUUGAUGGCAACCCGAAGAAGGUCAAGUUCAAUGUGCUUCUCACCACAUACGAGUACAUUCUCGCAGACGCUUCUUUCCUCUCACAGCUGAAGUGGCAGUUCAUGGCAGUCGACGAAGCUCAUCGCCUCAAGAACCGCGAAUCUCAGCUAUACGCCAAGUUGAUGGACUUUGGAGCUGCCAGCAGGUUGCUGAUCACGGGUACGCCUAUGCAAAAUACUCUGGGCGAGCUUUCUGCGCUCAUGGAUUUCCUCAUGCCUGGCAAAGUACAAGUCGACGAGAACAUCGACCUGAUGUCAGAAGACGCCAGCAAGAAGCUCGCCGAACUGACUGAUGCUAUCUCACCCUACAUGAUUCGGAGAACGAAGCAGAAGGUCGAGAACGAUUUGCCGCCAAAGACCGAAAAGAUCAUCCGUGUUGAGUUGUCUGAUGUUCAGCUCGAGUACUACAAGAACAUUCUUACUCGCAACUACGCCGCCCUGAACGCCGGGCCCAAGGCACAGAAGACGUCGCUGCUGAAUAUCAUGAUGGAGCUGAAAAAAGCCUCGAAUCACCCCUUCAUGUUCCCGAACGCAGAAGAACGGAUACUUGCAGGCAGCGACUCCCGCGAGGACCAGCUCAAAGCUCUCAUCACAUCCAGCGGCAAGAUGAUGCUGCUAGAUCAGCUGCUCACCAAGAUGAAAAAGGAUGGCCAUCGAGUGCUUAUCUUCAGUCAAAUGGUCAAGAUGCUUGACUUGCUCGGUGACUACCUCCAGCUUCGAGGAUAUCAGUUCCAACGACUGGACGGCACUAUCGCAGCGGGUCCACGUCGCAUGGCAAUCGACCACUUCAACGCCCCGGACAGCCAAGAUUUCUGCUUUCUGCUGUCUACUCGAGCUGGUGGUCUCGGUAUCAAUCUGAUGACCGCUGACACAGUCAUUCUGUUUGACUCCGACUGGAACCCACAAGCAGAUUUGCAAGCUAUGGCUCGUGCACACCGUAUCGGCCAGAAGAAGCCAGUCACCAUCUAUCGAUUUGUGUCCAAGGACACCGUCGAGGAGGAAGUCCUUGAGCGUGCUCGCAACAAGCUGAUGUUGGAGUUCAUCACCAUUCAACGUGGUGUCACCGACAAAGAUGCACGGGAUCUUGGCGAUCGCAUGCAACGCAUUGGUGCAAGCACUGCUGAGCCCACAUCUUCUGACGACAUCUCCAACAUCCUCAAAAAGCGAGGACAGAAGAUGUUCGAGCAAUCUGGCAACCAAAAGAAGCUGGAGGAGCUUGAUAUCGAUGCCGUCCUUGAAAAUGCCGAGGAGCACCAAACUGAACAACCUCAAGGCAUGACCACAGAUGGUGGAGAAGAAUUCCUGCGCAGCUUUGAGUACACCGACGUCAAGAUCGAUCUGGAAUGGGACGACAUCAUUCCCAAGGCCGAGCUGGACAAACUCAAGGAAGAAGAGCGGAAGAAGCAGGAAGCUGAGUACCUUGAGUCUGUCAUUGAGCAGAAUCAGCCGAGAAAACGCAAGUCUGCGAUGGAAGAUGGUCGUGACCAACGUGCGGCAAAGAAGCGAGCUCGCGAGGCCAACAUGCAGCACAUCGACGACGAAGGUUCCGGUCCCGACGAUGACUCCGACAAUGGCCUGGAUCCGAAACGUGCACUAGGUGAGAAAGAGUGUCGUCACCUCAUUCGCGCUUACGAACGCUAUGGCGCGAUGGACGAGAAGCAGGACGAAAUCAUCAAGGCAGCACGGCUACUAGGACGCGACGUCAAUGUGGUUCGGGAUACUCUUAAAGAAGUAAUUGACACCGCAAUCCGACUGCAACAGGAAGAAGUCGAUCGCCAGAAUGAGAUCGAGAGGACGACUGGCAAACCUGUCACUAAGAAAGAAAAGAAGGCAGUGCUUUUCGACUUCCGCGGGGUCAAGCGACUCAACGCCGAAACGCUCACAGAACGCCCAGAAGAGAUGCGCAUGAUUCGCACCUGCGUUGAGCAGUGCGCUGACUGGCGAAAUUUCCGCGUGCCCGAAGCUUCAAAGCCCGCCACGUACACCAGCGAAUGGGGUGCGAAAGAAGAUGGCAUGCUUUGUGUCGGUAUUGCCCGCCAUGGCUAUGGAGCCUGGGUUCCCAUUCGCGAUGACACCGAGUUGGGCUUGGGCGAAAAGUUCUUCCUCGAGGAACAUCGCGUCGGAGCCAAGGAAGAGCGCAGCAAGGCCGGCGACGAGAAGACAAUUGCCAAAUCUCCCGGUGCGGUGCAUCUCGUCCGUCGGGCCAACUACUUGCUCAGCGUGCUCAAAGACAAGAUGAGCAAUGGGACAAACCAGGCCGCUAAGAAAGCCCUCGAGAAUCACCAUCGCAACAAUAGGAAGCAUCUUGGUCAGUUCCAUGGCCGGAUGAACACACCUGGACAGUCUGGAAGUCCUGGCCCCAUGCGUAACAAGCAUUCAAGCGAUGGGCGAAGACUCCACCAAUCUGAUAUUCGUAACAGCAUGGAUCGGCGUACACCGUAUGCCGGUUCGCCGAAUGGCCAUCGUCCACGCGGUUCUGAGGGUCGACGACCUGGCCAUCAUCGCAACGGCAGCUCCCAUGCAAAUGGCGUGCCCAAGCCAUUGACCGAAUCAGAACAAAAGGCGCGUCGUAUCCUUGAUGCUGUGAGCCCGACGCUUCUGAAGGUCUCCGGCGCCACGAAGAAACGCAUGCCCGACGACGAGGCUCGACUCAAGCUUAUCAAGGCAGGCAUCGUCGCCAUUGGCAAUCAUAUCAAUGCCCAGAUCCCACAAUAUGGCAAAGACAUUGUUGAUCCACUGUGGGACUAUGUGAGUGAGCAUCACUGGCCACAGUCCAAAGCAGUGGAGAAACGUGUCCCUGGAAACAAGCUGCGUGACAUGUACACGAAACUCGCAGGCAAGGACACUGCGACCAAGAACAAUCCCGUCAAGCCCAAGCCUUCUGCUAGUACCAAUGGCACCUCGAAGGCGGAGGAGCCAAAGGCAGAGCAAAAGGUCGAGCCAAAGGCGGAAUCAAAAGCGGAAGCCAAGGCAGAGUCCAAGGAAGAGCCGAAGGUCAACAACAAGGCCGAGGAGGACGAAAAGCCUCAAACGGAAGGCAAGGUGGAAAAAGAGCCUUCGUCCAAGGCAGAGAGCGGCAAGCCGGAAUCGGACCACGAGCCCAAGGCUGACGCUCCCGCCUCGGAGCCGAAGCAAGAAACUGCUGCUGUCGAGGACUAGGAGCCGUGCGUUUCGAAUUUUGUGCAGCUCGAUCAACUGGAGGAUUACAGCAUUGCUACCCAUGACGGUUACUGGACACAAUGUCUCAGAAAGGCGUACAGAAAGCGAUAAAGUGCAAGAAAUUAUUACUGCGGGUUCAUGCAUACACAGAGAUAGCUUUCGCAGCUCUGUACGGGAAAAGCGUUGGCGCUGGCGGAUGUGUUAUUCUAUUAUAUUGACAUUCGAGUUGCAUGCACAGUCAGACGACGCCGGCGACGCGUCCGUCUCUGUAUGGAGUUUGUGAUUCGGCACUCGCUGUAAUGAGCGAGCAAAAGCCUUGAGAGCUGAAGAGAGCAUAAAUGUACGAAACGCUCCGUACAGAUGUACUUGUACUAGAUACUAUGCAGAGUGCCAUUAGAGGCUGUGCUGCAAACGACACUGAAAAUAUCUUGAACAUGUUGC